UGUUUGUGUACAAGAGGAGUUUGAAACCGUCAGUUGGGGCCACAGAUUUGGGUUAGUGACAGGCUUUUAAUUUAUUUUUUUUACAACAAUUUGCUGUCAAUGUGUAUUUGACGCUAUUGAAGAAUUUGCGACCUCACGGUGAUUUUUGUUUUUUUUGGAGAUGGGACAGACUUAGACUAUAAAUAGCCUAGUUAAAAAUAACUUUAUUUGAUUUUACAUUGAAUGAAUCAUGGACUUUUUAAAGUAAGGAAUAAUUUCAACAGAGGUUACAUUUGAUUUGUCCUCUCUUAACCCUCCGUAUAAUUGAGCAAAUAAAACAUUGGCUACGCCAAUCACGGACUACACUGCUAUUCUCCGGCACUGUACGAGAAUAACAAGUAGCGCUGUCGUUUGCAACAAAAACAUUGAAAAGAGGAGAAAUCAUUAUUCGGGUUUGGUCACGUUUUUGAAGUGCAAUUCAUAAACUAAGAAGAAUAGGCUAGGAGUGUGAGGUGAUUUAUUUAACCAGCGCAAGGAACCAUCUGGUGAUUGCAUCGCCAAGUUUACACUCCUGCGUGCGCGUACGUACCAUCCCUAAACUCCAGUGGAAGGGAGGAGUAGAAGGUGUAGCAGCACAAUUGCAGUGGCCCUCUGAUAAAUGUCCACCUGCGCUGAAGUUUUUAUGGGUCUUUCUCUUCAGCCAAAGCUGCUGUAUGAGGCAGAUCUUCCAGCGUGGAUCAUAGCAACUUGUCAACUCUAACAGAGCUGCCCCAAGUCCACUCCCCAGCCAUCUGACAGACCCAACACACAUCAAAGCUCAGCUCAGUCCAACCCAGCCCCUUUGACUCAUACCAUUGGGCCAUGGAGGAUUAUGACGUGCGCUCGGCCGCCAGUAUCCUGGCCUCGGUGAAAGAGCAGGAGGCACGCUUCGAGCGUCUGACCCGGGCCCUGGAGGAGGAGCGACGCAACGUCUCCCUGCAGCUGGAGCGUUCCAAUGUACCCCCCGACAGGUUGGGAGGGACUGGGCCUAGCGCUAACCUGCCACCCAACAGCCAACCCCUGGCCUGGCAGCAGGUGGUGAUGCAGGAGCAGAGCCCCAGUAACCAGACGUCUCUGGCCAUGAUGCAGGAGCCCCAGGAGAUGGUGGAGGAGACGGUCACCAUCGAGGAGGACCCUGGCACGCCCACCUCCCAUGUGUCCGUUGUCACCUCCGACGACGGCACCACACGACGCACAGAAACCAAGGUGACCAAGGUGAUCAAAACCAUCACCCGUCGCAGGUACCUGCCAGUGACCGUCACAGAGACCCUGGUGGUGCCAGGAGGUCCCAUCACCCCGCAGUCCAAACCCAGCACCCCGGUGCCCACCCCUUCUCCCACCCCCUCCCCAUCAGAGACAGACCCAGUGACUAAGAUGGUGAAGACGGUGACCACACGGACGGUUCGCCAGGUGCCCCUGGGCCCCGACGGCCUGCCUCUGCCUGAGGGCUCGUCCCCGCUGGGCAGCUACACAGACUCCAUCGACCGGCGCUACCUGAAGAAUGGCGAGCGCUACAUCACCACGCCGCAGGCCACCUCCACACUCACACGCUCCUACAACAACUAUAACGACUCCUACAGCGACGCACUCCCCCCCGACGCUGGUGGGAGUCAGUACGGUGGGCGCCACUACGGCCUCCAUGACGGUUACGGCAUUGGAGAUGCAACGGACAACUACGGCAGCCUGUCCCGCGGAGUCAACUUCCGACCACCCCGCUACCCCUACGCUAUGGCUAACAGCUAUCGGCCAGAGAACAGCUACGGGACCCUACCCAUCCGGAAGGAUGACUACGGCCACGUGGCCCAGCCCCAGGUCCCCAUGGGCAGCAGCAGUGUGGACCUGAACCGGUCGCAGCCAGAACGCUUCCAGCCAGAGCCCUACGGACUGGAGGACGACCGCCGCAGCCUGGGCCCCGAGGAGGAGGAGCCCUAUGACCUGGAGCCUGACUACUCCACUGCUAGCCGGCGCCAAGGCACGCUGCCAGGCACCAACCGCGGCAGAACCAUGAGAGAGCCGCUCCGCGACGGGCCACGCAUCAGGGGUUACGAGGAUCCCAUCGAGGCGGAGAUGAUUGACGAGCGACACCCCUACAUCCAUGGCAUGUACCCGGCCCCCCUGGCCCAGCCCGAGAGGGGGAGCAUGGCCAGCCUGGACCGCCUUGCUGGCCGCCGCUCGCCCUCCAUCGACAGCAUCCGCAAGGACCCGCGUUGGCGUGACCCCGAUCUGCAAGAGGUCAUAGCCAUGCUGGGCCACCCCAUCGACCCAGUCAAGUCUAACGCCGCCGCAUAUCUGCAGCACCUGUGCUACGAAAAUGACAAGAUCAAGAAAGAUGUGCGCCAGCUGAAGGGGAUACCGGUGCUGGCAAGCCUGCUGGACCACCCCAAGGCUGAGGUCCACCGCAAGGCCUGCGGAGCCCUGAGAAACAUCUCCUACGGCAAGGACCACGACAACAAGGUGGCCAUCAAGAACUGUGACGGUAUCCCCGCCCUUGUCCGCCUGCUGAGGAAGACCAACGACAUGGAGGUCCGCGAGCUGAUCACAGGGACCCUGUGGAACCUGUCUUCCUUUGAGCCUCUGAAGAUGGUGAUUAUAAACCACGGACUGCAGACUUUGACCAACGAAGUCAUCAUCCCCCACUCAGGCUGGGAGCAUGAGCCCAACGAGGACUCCAAACCUCGUGACGCAGAGUGGACCACCGUCUUCAAGAACACAUCAGGAUGUCUGAGGAAUGUGAGUUCAGACGGGGCCGAGGCAAGGCGCAGACUAAGGGAGUGUGAGGGGCUUGUGGAUGCUCUGCUGCACGCCUUGCAGUCAGCUGUGGGCAAGAAAGACAUGGACAACAAGUCUGUGGAGAACUGUGUGUGUAUAAUGCGGAACCUGUCUUACCACGUUCACAAAGAGAUCCCAGGGGCCGAGAAGUUCACAGACCCGUCCGUUCUGCAGGCCCCGGGCUCUGCGGGCCCUCAGAGGAAGAAGAAGGAUGACGCAGGCUGCUUUGGAGGGAAGAAGGCCAAAGAGGAAUGGUUUAAUCAAGCCAGAAAAAACGGCGAGAAUGACAAAAGCUACGAUACGCUGGAUCUACCCAAGCGCACAGAACCCACAAAAGGUUUUGAGCUGCUGUACCAACCGGAAGUGGUGAGGCUGUACCUGUCUCUCCUAACUGAGAGUCAGAACUACAACACUCUGGAGGCUGCCGCAGGGGCCCUGCAGAACCUCAGCGCCGGACAGUGGACCUGGUCCAACUACAUCCGUGCCACAGUGAGGAAGGAGAAGGGUCUUCCCAUCCUGGUGGAACUGCUGCGUUCUGACUCUGACAAGGUGGUCCGAGCCGUGGCCAUCGCCCUGCGCAACCUCUCCAUCGACCGCCGCAACAAAGACCUGAUCGGGAGCUAUGCCAUGAGGGACCUGGUGAGUAACCUGCCCAGCGGUCAGCAGCGGCCAGCCAAGAACCUGGAGGAAGACACGGUGGUGGCCAUCCUCAACACCAUCCACGAGAUCGUGACGGACAGCUCUGAGAACGCACGCUCCCUCAUCCAGGCCCAGGCCAUCGAGAAACUGGUGGCCAUCAACAAGACAAGCCAAUCACCACGUGAGGACAAGGCCGCCUCCCACGUGCUGCAGACGGUGUGGAGUUACAAGGAUCUGAGAAACGCCCUGACCAAGGAAGGAUGGAACAAGAGCCACUUCCAGCCUACAGCGACCGGCGCCCCUAAAGCAACCAAGAAUGGCAAGCCAGGCUAUGACGACACCACUCUGCCCCUGAUGGAGAAGAACCAAGGUCAGUCUGUGAUGGCAGGCGAGACUGGGGAUCCUCCGGGCCUGGCCUACUGUGGUGAACUGAGCACCAAGAAAAAUGGAAGUGGUGAUAUGAUACCUAUGGACGAGCUUGGUCCAGAUGGCUACUCCACCAUCGACCAGAGAGACAAAGACUGCAAGUACAAGAGUAGUGGAGACGGGUCAGUGGACCUGUCAGAACGCGAGCCAUUAAAGAAUGACACAAAUAGGAAACACUAUGUCAGGAGUAACAGGCCUGCAGUCAAACUGGUGGAUGCUUGUGACGUUAAACCUCAGCCUGUUGACUCCUGGGUCUAAAUGCAUGCAUGGCUUAAAUAACGACAGCGUAACACCUAAACUAGAGGAUCUCCCAUGUCAUCACUGCCAUAACACAUGGAACUCAUUUUGAUGUUGACUCGUCAGCAGAUAGACUUUGUAAAAGAAAGAAAAAAGAAACAAUCAUCCAACAACCAAUGUUUCAUGCUUUUGAAUCAGCAAAUGAAAUGAUGUAUAAACAAAGAAAGAAAAGAAAAUCUAAAAACGACUACUUGUCAUAUCUACAUUCCCCACUGGAUGGACAGGUGUAGGGUACCCUAACAGCAAGGACUCUGACUGGAGCAGCACUGCAUGGUGUCAGGAUGUAGGUGUAGGGUACCCUAACAGCAAGGACUCUGACUGGAGCAGCACUGCGUGGUGUCAGGAUGGAAGAGAGGAAGCAGUUGUUGUCGUAGAGAUACAAGUAUUCUAGAGCUCUAUCUCUAUGGCAAUGUACGGAUGACUGGUGGUGGGGGAGAGAAGGUGAUGAGAAGGUGAUGUUUGUUGGGAGGAAAGGAAGUGUGUUGGAAAGGAAAGGAGAUAGUUUGCUUCAAAUAGUAUUUUUUUCUAUGUUACAAUUUAGUCUUUUGUUUAGGUUUUGUUUUUGUUGGUUUGUCUUUCGUCGAGGCACAGUAAAUUGUUUUUGUUUGUAAAAUUAUUUUUAUUAUUUUUCUUUUGCUGGUCUUUGUUUUUGUUUGGGUUUUCCGGAUUGAAGAAGUGUGGACUGGUGUGGUAGAUGAAGGUUGGGUUGGUUUGAAGGACUUGAUGCUUGAAGGGCACUUAAAGGAACUGUACACCUGCAAGUGUUGAUUGGACUUAAGGAAGUGAAAUGAUGUGCAUUUGGUUGGGUUACUUAUAGCUGUUGAGCGAAACAAAAUGAAAAUAUAUUUUCAGUAUUGACACAGACUAGAGAUAUGUGUUUGCCGAUGAUAUAUGAAUUGCUUGGUUGGUUGCAGUUGAAGAGGAUUUAAGACAUUUUGUUUAUAAAUGGAUUGUGUUAAUGAAGGAAUGGAAAGUACAUGCUCCUGGUGUCAAAGGGUAGAAUCUAAAAGCAUUUUAUAUUUUUGUUGGUUUUAUAAAUGUAUAUUAGGGUCAAAGAAAAACAAAAAGAGAACAGAGAAAACAAUAGACACGUCUUAGUUGUGUACUCAUAAUAGGUUGUUUGGGAAGCACAUUCAUUGGAUAAAAUAUCAUGUUUGUAAACAGAAAUAACCACAUCAUUUAAGUGUCAAAUCUGUAGUCAUGCUGAUCACAUAUUUAUAUUUUGUACUGUCAAGAGAAAACAAAACAAAACAAGAAGAGCUGUUAUUCAGCUUUCUUUUUAAAGGCGAGUUGAACUGAUGACCUGGUCUCCAAAUCUUUCAAGGAGAUUAAUAGAGGGGGGGGG
Messenger RNA from Oncorhynchus gorbuscha (pink salmon), 5494 nucleotides. Its product is annotated as armadillo repeat protein deleted in velo-cardio-facial syndrome homolog. The coding region runs from base 841 to 4110 and encodes 1089 amino acids. The transcript has 22 exons. NCBI's taxonomy places the organism in Eukaryota, Metazoa, Chordata, Actinopteri, Salmoniformes, Salmonidae. The record is from RefSeq and is a predicted model, not a curated record. Gene Ontology annotation, molecular function: cadherin binding. Gene Ontology annotation, biological process: cell-cell junction assembly; cell-cell adhesion. Gene Ontology annotation, cellular component: nucleus; adherens junction; cytoplasm.